This is a messenger RNA of Styela clava, 1282 nucleotides long. NCBI's taxonomy places the organism in Eukaryota, Metazoa, Chordata, Ascidiacea, Stolidobranchia, Styelidae. The record is from RefSeq and is a predicted model, not a curated record.
AUUUCUCUGGGGUCAAGGGUCGGAGAAACACUUGUAGUGCAAGAUAUGCAAAUAAUGUAAAUAUAUCAUCCUGUUGGGUCCUUGAUAACUUGAUGAUAAUUUGUAGUCAGGUACCUGUAAGGGUAGCGAAGUGCAGCAACAGCUUGGGUUUUGAAGAUUUGUCACAGCUGUACCGGUACUGAUUUUGAUAUUUUUAAAGCUGGGUUAAGGCUUGUUGUAUAUAAAAGCCAUGGCCAAACAUAUCACCUUCCAAUCACUGACAGCAGAAUCAUCCCUUUUGACAUGCUUAUCCUUAGCUGUGUUGUAUGUGGGAAGUCUGUACAUUUGGACAAGCAAAUUGCCCAGAGAUCAUCCUCGAACAAUCAAAGAAAGAUUUCGAAGAGUGGUAUUUACAUGCAUUGUCAGUGUGGUUUUGUUGUAUUUUGUGUCUGAGGGCAGCACACAAGACUUCCAAAACUCAGCCACUUUGCUCCAGUGGCUGGGCAUACGAACAGAUGGUAUUUUGGCAGCGUCUAUAUUCCCUCUCACUCUGUUCCUGAUCCUAUUUCUAGGACCAUUAUAUUUGAUGUUACUAAGUGACUUUUCAGAUCUACAUCCUAAUAACUGGAAAAAAUAUUUCUAUGAUUUGAGAUGUUGGAGAAAUUAUGUUGUUGCUCCAUUCUCAGAGGAACUUGUUUUUAGAGGUUGUAUGUUGCCUCUGUUACUACCAGUCUUUGGACCAUCAAUAUCAAUCAUACUUGCACCAAGUUUUUUCGGAGUUGCUCAUAUUCAUCAUGCAUGGGAAAAAUAUUAUAAGGAGCAGUAUCCAUUCAGUACUGUGGUGAUAUCAACAGUUUUUCAAACCUUUUAUACAUCUUUGUUUGGUGCGCUUUCAUCAUGGCUAUUCUUGCGAACUGGGCAUCUUCUGAGUGCUGUAAUAUGUCAUGCAUUCUGCAACAUGAUGGGAUUCCCAGACUUUUCAGCGGCAUUUCACCAUGAAGAAAAAGUGAAAAUAUGCGCAGCAUUCGUGUGUGGUCUUCUUUUUUUUUUUAUUUUUGCAAAUUCCCUAACUGAUCCAACUAUUUAUAACAAUCAUCUUUAUUAUAUUACUACGUGACCAUGAAAUCCAGUAGUGAAAUAACUUAUAAUUUUUUUUUUUAUAAAGAACCCAAUCAUUGUAGUUUGCUAGUGCAAUUGUACUCGAAAGGGUCUUGUAACUUAACAAUAUACAACUUUUUACGAUUUUUAAAUGGUAUUGUGGUUUAGAUGAAGAUAUUUUAGUCAGUACUCUGUACCUGAGAAU